Molecule: messenger RNA, 3295 nt
Organism: Motacilla alba alba
Lineage: Eukaryota; Metazoa; Chordata; Aves; Passeriformes; Motacillidae
Product: mas-related G-protein coupled receptor member H-like
Exons: 2
Coding region: 2110-3030 (306 amino acids)
Biological process (GO): G protein-coupled receptor signaling pathway
Cellular component (GO): membrane
Molecular function (GO): G protein-coupled receptor activity
Source: RefSeq, a predicted model, not a curated record
AUGUGUUUCUUAUCUAAUACAUAAACAUCACUUUUCUAGGACUCAUUUCCAUGCAUUCACCUCCUCCUUGAAGUCCUCUCAAGAUCCUGGAGGAUCAUUCAGAGGGGUCUUGUAGCAUCCUAUAUUGCAACUAGUAAAGUCCAGGGUAAAGAAGCAAAAAGGGCCUUGGCACAGUAUCCACAGAUGGUGAAUUCUGCUGCACGGUGAGAUGUUCAGAGUUCCCCCCACCCACACACAUGGAGGGUCCAGGAUUUAGUCUCUCGGGGCCCGGGGGGCUGGACCUGAUCUCAGGGCAGUUCAAAGAUCAGGGCCAAAAACUUUAGCUAGUUUUUUCAAGACACCCGCCGCUACACCAAGGUGUAUGGAACAGCUCCAGGAUGAAUUCACCAGGAGCUGAACCUCAGAGCUGCGGCUCUGCAGUGGGAUUAACUUUACCAGCAUCAGGGAGAAAAGUAAAAGAGUCGAAGGAUGCUCUCUGCCUGGUCUCCCAAGAUUCCUUUAAUCCAGAGAUUUGGAAGCAAAAGAGGGACAGCAGCCCUCUAGAGGUUUAUAAGUAGGCAAAAACCGGUGGGCAGGUACAAACAGCCGGCCAGUGGGAUAACCUUAGGGGAGGAGUAGGGGAGUGGUUUACAUCAGGGGUGCAUACACCUUAGGGGGAAACAAGCUUGGAACAUAGGGAGGGAUUUGGAAGCAACCAUUAUCAGAGAAUCCGGAUUACGAAACUGAAAGCUAGGGUAACCUCUUGUGUUCACUGAGUGCUGUGAUAUUAAAGGUGACCUUGCCUUGAGCUUUUCCUUUGGCCACGUGCUCUUGCUUCUUAUUACAGAACUUGCCCCAGAACCACUGCAGACCUCCAAAUCUGUUUUUGCACUGGCUCCAGCCAUGAUUACAAUCCUGUGUGGUCCUGAGGAGCACAUUGGAGCUGGGCUUUCCUCCUCCCUCCUGGGUCCUAGAACCCUAUGGCCAGGAGGAGCAGGGACACUGCCGGGGGUCCCAGGUGGAGCAGGGGAGGAGUGGGAAUGUCAGGGGAAAUAAAAUCAGCCCUGGGUGGGUUCUGGGGUGUCAGAGCAGGCUGGAGGGGGCAGGAGAGGGUCAGAGGAUGUUGAAGGGGGACUGGAUGCUGGCAAAGCCAGAGGACAGCGUGACCAGACAGGCCACUCUCAAAUGGGGGAGCAGCUGCUGUCUGGGAAAGCUGUGGGAUGUGAUAGGAUGGGGUGAGGAUGGAGAGUGGGGUGGAAAUGGAGUGCAGAGAUUGGGAUAGGAUAGGAUAGGAUAGGAUAGGAUAGGAUAGGAUAGGAUAGGAUAGGAUAGGAUAGGAUAGGAUAGGAUAGGAUAGGAUAGGAUAGGAUAGGAUAGGAUAGGGACCAGCUCAGCUCUGCUUCCUUGGGCUCAGGGGAGGUAUGGGCAAUGAUCCCAGAGCUCUUCCCAGAAUUGGAGCUGCUUCUGAGAGGCACCCAGCUGACUCACCAGCACUUCCAGCACUGCCAGAAUUUCAGUGCCACCAGCACCACCAGCAUCCCUCUGCUGCUGGAGGGACCAUGACCCCUCAGGGAAGAGAAACAAGGAAUGGUAGAAAGCUGUCAGGAGAGGGAAGGCAGUUGGAGAAAGGAACAAUGUGCAGGAAUGGAAUGUUUCUAAUCAGGAGAAAAUAAAGCGGCAUUUGUAAAAUAUUUCAUUUUGAGCUUUUGACAAGACUCACUUCCUCUGUAGCAAAAACCCAAAGAUAAAUAUCUCGGAGGAAGUUCUGACGUAGCCAAAGCUGCAAUUUCUGACUCCGCUGUGACUCCACCAAGCCCUGGGGAGCAACACCAGGACAGGGCACAGAGAGGAGCCAGAGGGACAGGAAUGGGGAGCUCCUGGUGAUCUGGGCACUUUGUCCUUCAUGUCACUGACCUGGCAGGAGCCGCUUUAGGACAUGGAUCCCAAAGGAGCAAGAGGCACCAGGAAGUGCCACUGAUCUGCACAGACCCCUUUGCCUGCUGCUGCCCCACAGGGAACAGGGAGCUGCUGAGGAGCCACAUGGUCCAUCCCUGGAUUCUCCAAGCACUGACUGCCCAUCCACUCUGACCACAGCCAGGCCACAUCCCACUGCCUGCCCAGCGUCCAUCCAUGGAGGGGAGCACCGUGUCCCCAUCUCCUGCCUCACCCACUGAAGGAGAUGAUCUGUGUGAGAUAGAUGUCACCACCGUGGCCAUACACAAUGUGGCACUACUUAUCUGCAUCUGUGGGCUGGCUGGGAAUGGGGCUGUCAUCGGCCUCCUCAACCUGAAAACCCUGAACUACGGCAUCUUUGACCUGGCUGUUGCUGAUUUCCUCUUCCUCGUCUUUGCGGUCCCCUCCGCCCUCCUCUUCCUGGUGGAGGACGUGUCCUGCUCUCGUAUAGUGCCCCUGCUGUACCUCAGUUUCCUUUUCCAUCUGUCAGUGGUCUCCUGCUACUGGGGGCUGUUUCGACUGAUGCUCAACAGCAAUGUGCUAUAUAUGUACAAGCUCUGGAAGCUCUAUUGGCAUUACGACCUUCCUGAGCGACUGGUGUGGGUGGUGGAGAGUGUCCAAUACUCUGCCUUCUUUGCUCUGUUUGCUGUCAUUCCUGCAGUGACAUUCCUGUGCCCUUCACAUGAGCGGGAGCACUGCCGUGUGCCUCUCAUCUCCAUGUACAGCCUCAUCCUGCUCCUCUUUGUUGCACCUGUGGUAAUUUCCAGCUCAAUCGAUUUCAUUAAGGCCAAGUGGGGCUCCCAGCAGCAGCAACCCAAGAGGCGCGACAUCGUUAUUGUCAUCACUGUGCUCUUCACUCUCCUCCUCAGUUUCUGCAAUUUCCUGCAGCAGCUCGGUUACAUCGAUGUGUCCUCCCAGACUGUUUUCCUGCUCACCUGCAUCCACAGCAGCAUCAAACCCUUCAUUUACUUCUUGGCAGGGAGAUGCAGGAGGCCCUUCUCCGUAGAUUCUCUUUGGCUCUCCCUCCAGAGAGUCUUUGAGGAGCCAAAAUUAAAAACUGACGACAGUGAUGAUAGCACCACAGACACAGCAGUCUGAGCCUGCUGAUCCCUUCCACUGCUCUGCAGAAGGACCCCAGGAGAGUAGCUGAGGGUUUCCGUGAGCAACCUGAUUAAUCAAUAGCCACGGGAUCAGCCUCCCUGUGGUGCUGUAUUCCUGCAGGACAAGGGAGCAGGGGCAUUGCCUUGGGUGAUCUUUGUGGGAUGCUCUGCAGGGAGCACACUGGAGCAUGGCUUUCCUCCUCCCUCCUGGAUCCACAUGGCUCCAAGCAGUGCAGCUGGGUUCUGUGCUGUUCCCCAGCUCU